AUAAUUUUUGAGUUGUAAAACUUAUAAUAGUGCUGUCAGUCACGUACGUCAUGAUGUCAUGAUAUUAUUAUCUAUUGUUCAACACUGAUUCGGAAGCUUUAAUAUUUAUCUAGUUUUUCCGCUGGCUUUUGGUUGUGUGACUGUUUAGUUAAUAUAAUUUUUUGCUUAGCUAGACUCAUGUCAUAGAGGGAGAAAACCAGUAUAAUGUCUAAGUUUCAGGAUAAAAAGAUGAGUGGCUCUUGUGUGGAGACUCCGGAAGCACCAGCUUGGCUGUCGAAGCUAGAAAGUCAGAGGGAAAAGUUAAGCAAAGCGCGACUUGGGCAUGAUAGUGGAGCCGGUGCGCCUUGCAACUCUUGCGGACCAUCAUGUCCUGGCCUAGACCUACACUUCUGGAGGAAGGUGUGCCGCUCCUGUCAUUGCAGCAAAGAUGUCCAUGAUGUACAAGAUGAUGACCUAUCGGGAUGGGCACAGUUUGAGCUUCUUGGCACUGCUAGGCCGAAAAAGGCUUCAUUACCACUGAUAAAAAUUCGAGGAGUAACAGACAAACCUGUGAAACUUGAUUGGGUGCCUCCAAAUGCAUCUACAGAGUUGGUAUCAGAGUAUAUGUCAUGCCUGGGCUCCUUGGCCCCAGUAUCCGGUUCGGAAGCGGCCCGGCGUCGUCGCGCUCAACUGCGGACGCAACUACCACCUCACGAUGUCGCUCCAGAUGUCAGACAACAUGCCAGUGACUUUGAGAAGUCAGAACACACUGAAUACAUUACUCGCAUCAAAGAUCAUGUCGUGGGUAUGGGUAACGUCGUCAGAGUGGGACCUCUGCAAAAUGGAGAUGUCUUCUCAGUCGAAAGCAGCAAAACCCAUUCCGCAACAAAAUCCUAUGCCUUGCCUCUUAAAAUAUCCAACGUAUCUCGAGGAGUCAAAUACAAUAUCGUGCCUAAAAAUGCUUCCGACAAAAAGUUGGUCUUAGAUACACAAGGAAAUGUCGUGAGCAGUGCCGCUAAUCUUCCAGAUUACAAGUCCAGUCCUAUACUGAGUCGUAUCGUCAAAGACAAACUCCAUGUGAUGCGCAUUGAAUCGGACAGAAUUAAGAGCGCAGUUGAACAUGGUCCUGUUUACGAUAAACUGUUUAAGAACUUGGAGGACUUGAACAUGCCUGUUACUAAUGACGUUUAUCUGCAACCAAUCAAGCUCUUCCGCGAAGAGUACAACAAUAAUGCUCAGUUCAAGGAUGAAACCACUGAGUUCUCCAGCAAAUCCCUUGGCGCCCAAAUCAUGCCAGACUUAUGGUCUAACAGCAAUAACAACGUAAUGGGUACAGCUAAAAUGCUAGAUAGCAGAAUACAGAAGGGCACUAUAUUUGCGCCGAAUGGAGAGAUUUGGAGCUGGAAACAUGAACCUGUGACUCCUGAACACAGCGGUACUCUCUGCUCUACAAAGAUCAAUCCGCAGUACUCUACUGUCACUAAGCCUAUAAAUCAGGUGGAACCACAACAGACUGCGCCUCUGCGAGAGUACCUUAGAAGUCACUCCGAAGAUGACCUCCCACCUCCACCUCUGCCAAACUAUAGCACAUAUCCCGGUGCUGUCCCUCCACCACCAGUACCAGACUGGAACAACCAGCCUGUUGACAAUAUUCACCCUGUUGGAGAAAAUGCCGAUUAUCUGGCACUCCCACAGAACUAUGGUGAAGGUACUGAGCAGAUUAUUGACCAGCUUGCAGACUUGUCGCUCAGUCCUGCUGAGGUGGAGUUCAACAGGAAGCUGUACAAUGAAGGAGUUCCCUGCCAGCGCUGUAAUAAGUCGAUGUUCGCGGGCGAAGUCGCGGUGAAGGCAGAGAGGGCUGGACACGAGGCCAUCUGGCAUCCUCAGUGCUUCACAUGCAGCAAAUGUAACGAGUUACUCGCCGAUCUUGUGUACUUCUUCUACAAAGGCGAGAUUUACUGCGCUAGAGAUUUGGCCGAUGUUUUGGAGAUUCCCCGUUGCGCAGGAUGUGACGAGCUGAUAUUUACCCGUCCGUAUACAGCUGCGGAAGGAAGGGCGUUCCAUGUACAACAUUUCUGCUGUUAUCACUGCGAUGCUCCGCUUGGCGGGAAAAAGUACGUCCCCGAUGAUAAGACGGGUCUACCGAUUUGUUUGCAAUGUUAUGACCAGUUCUAUGCAGAGCGUUGUCGCGCUUGCAGUGGGGUCAUAGGGCCGGAGCAGCAGGGAGUAUCGUGGGGCAACAUGCACUGGCACGCAGAUUGCUUUAUAUGUUCAGGCCGUAUGUGCGGAAAGAGCCUGUUAAGCGGACGCUUUGUCGUCAAACAAGAGAUGCCAUUUUGUAGCGUGCCAUGUGUUCAGAGCAGAAUUAAGUAAAUGUAAUGUAAGUUGUUUGUGUAAUGCAAAGAGUAUAUUUUGUCCCUAGAUGCCAAUUAUAAUAUUUUUAUAUAAA
Messenger RNA from Helicoverpa zea (corn earworm), 2428 nucleotides. RefSeq names its product testin (gene Tes). Gene Ontology annotation, molecular function: zinc ion binding. Bases 205 to 2352 code for a protein of 715 amino acids. The record is from RefSeq and is a predicted model, not a curated record. NCBI's taxonomy places the organism in Eukaryota, Metazoa, Arthropoda, Insecta, Lepidoptera, Noctuidae. The transcript is spliced from 6 exons.